UGCACUUUUUAGGUUGUUUAUCUCUCUCCCAAAAUUUGCUCUCUUAGUUUCUCUCAAAUCUAGAAUUUAAUCUCCUCUCUCUCAAACUCUCCAAAGAAAUGUUGCAGGAAAGAGGUCAUUGGGUCCCUAAUUUUCUCCCUAGUUUUGCCAAAAAUCUUCAUAUCUUGGUAGUGGAUCAUGAAACCUUGUCUCUCAAGCACUUGAGUUCAUUGCUUAGGCAACAAUCUUACAAUGUUAUGUCUUCAGCGAUGAACUUGAAGGUAGCUACGAAAGCAUUGGCAGAAGGAGCGUGUUAUUUUCUUCAGAAACCUAUUUCUAAGGAUGAUCUAAAAUAUGUAUGGCAACACAUGUAUCGGAGAAGCAUAAACAUAGCCAAGCUAACCCAUAUAGCAAAUUGCGUAGAAAAAGCCAAAUCUGGAAAAGAAUCUGUCGGUAUCCAAAACGACAACACUGUUGUUUUGUCUCGGUUCACCAAUGCAGCUAGUUAUAAUAAUAAUUGUAGUAUUAACUAUCAACUAAUGAGCUAUAAUGGAAAAGUGCAAAACACGCCAACGAAUUCCCAUGAUUCCAUAGUUGUUUCAUACUUCGGAGGAAAUAGAUCAACGGAUGACAUAGAAGGAACAAACAAGGAGGAGAGAGUUACAUGUUACUCAAAACCUACCAAUUUUGGACAUACAAGAGCUCAUGAGGAUAAUGGAAGAGGGAAGGAAUAUUUUAUUUCCCGUAAUACCAUAUCAUGUAUCGUUUGGAAUGUGGAACGACGUCUCAAGUUCUUUGACGCCCUCAACAAGCUAGGUGAUAAAUGUCGCCCAAAACUUAUACUUAAGUUGAUGAAUGAACCAUGCUUGACGCUGCGCCAGGUAGCUAAUCACCUACAGAAGUACAAAGCACAAGUAGAGUCCAUGAAAAGGGGGAGAAAAAAUAAAUUAGCUCCAUGGAUGGAAGCAUCCAAAUUCAAUUUCUCAGUCCGGACUCAACUUCCUCCGUUAGUGCAAAAGCAGUAAAAUCAUGAGGCAAACAGAUCUACACACGGAGGUUCAACCUCUCUUUCAGGAGGGAAAAGAUUCCAACUUAUUGCUCCUAAGCCUAUGCCUAAUCCUAAACUGCUUGUUAGCACCAACUUUGUAAAUCAUGGUCUCAGAAUGUUUGACCACAAUUUUCAGCAUGUUGCUUCAAACUACAAUUCAGUUCCAUAUAGCAUCAAUAAGACGACUCCAGAGGUAACUUCUUCUCGUGUAUUUAAUGAAAUUCAGUUCUCAGAUAUACAUCAAGCUAAUGUAGCUCAGCAGCUAGAAGCAAUGGAAUUUAAUGGCACAUCAGAAGGGAUUCCGUUGAUGUCAAAGAACAUUGCUUUACCUGAUUCAACCAACUUGGACAAUGUUUCUGCAAAUUUUGUAAAUGAAGAAAGCCAACAACA
Cucurbita moschata (crookneck pumpkin) is the source of this 1417-nucleotide messenger RNA. Its product is annotated as putative two-component response regulator-like APRR6. Bases 99 to 1004 code for a protein of 301 amino acids. The record is from RefSeq and is a predicted model, not a curated record. Gene Ontology annotation, biological process: phosphorelay signal transduction system. NCBI's taxonomy places the organism in Eukaryota, Viridiplantae, Streptophyta, Magnoliopsida, Cucurbitales, Cucurbitaceae. Gene Ontology annotation, molecular function: DNA binding. The transcript has 4 exons.